This is a messenger RNA of Helicoverpa armigera (cotton bollworm), 2377 nucleotides long. RefSeq names its product tyrosine-protein kinase Dnt (gene Drl-2). Gene Ontology annotation, biological process: protein phosphorylation; multicellular organism development; axonogenesis. Gene Ontology annotation, molecular function: ATP binding; protein kinase activity. The transcript has 16 exons. The record is from RefSeq and is a predicted model, not a curated record. The coding region runs from base 275 to 2317 and encodes 680 amino acids. NCBI's taxonomy places the organism in Eukaryota, Metazoa, Arthropoda, Insecta, Lepidoptera, Noctuidae. Gene Ontology annotation, cellular component: signaling receptor complex; plasma membrane.
GCUGUGUUGAACGGCAGUGCGGCGCGGUACCGCGAGCGUCAGACUUGUGUCCGCUUGUGACGUGUAUCCGACCGGCUUCCGAAUUCGAAAAUUUUCCGGUCGUUCUGCAAUAAAAAUGUGAACUUUAAAAAGUAUAUCAACUCUAUAGUCCACUCCAAUUUCAAAUAUGCGGACCAUUAAAAUGGAUACAACGUAAACAAACUUUUGUUAAAUCAAAAAUGUGUUAAAAUGUACUCGAAAGUGAAGAUAAAAUGACUGUAAAGUGAAGUGGAAUAUGGCUGCUAAAAUUCUUGUUAUCGCUUGGGCGGCCUGUGUCGCGUUGCCAUUGGCAACGGGCCAUCUGAACGUGCUCAUAAGCCAAGCUGAAGUGAUGAAGCUGUUAGGUCUAGAUGCAGAACUGUACUACGUGAGAGAGGGCGUGGUGAACAAGUACGCGACCAGCUUCAUAGUGCCCGUGCCCGCUCAUAUCGCCGACCUGCAGUUCAUGUGGCAAGCGCUCGGCGAUACACCCGGCGUGGUGAACAAGUACGCGACCAGCUUCAUAGUGCCCGUGCCCGCUCAUAUCGCCGACCUGCAGUUCAUGUGGCAAGCGCUCGGUGAUACACCCGUGAGUUUUACUUGUUUUACUCAGAACUGUAAACUGUACUACGUGAGAGAGGGCGUGGUGAACAAGUACGCGACCAGCUUCAUAGUGCCCGUGCCCGCUCAUAUCGCCGACCUGCAGUUCAUGUGGCAAGCGCUCGGUGAUACACCCUUGCCGUACGUGAUGGGUAUAGACUAUGAGAGCAGAGGCGCCAUGCUGCCGCCGCAAGUCAAUAUCUCUGAAAGAGGGUUUGUGCCUACUACGCUGCAGACUUUUAGGGUUCGUUUACCAUGCACGGGUACCAGGAGCGCAGAGAUCCUCGUGACUAUGCAACUGAACAUAUCGGCCCCGGAUCGCGCGCACAAAGACGUGCGGUUACUCUUCAAGAGGAAUAAAAUUUGUUUGAAAGGUCUAUCAACAGUAGUAACCCACAACGAAACAGCGCGACUCGCGGGCGACGCGUCACAAACUACAGGAGGCGUGCUAUUCGCGGCCGGGGGCUGUGCGGCUGCUGCGCUCGCGCUGCUCACGGCCGCUGCCGCUGCGGGCACCCUGUAUAAGCGAGGCAGUAAGGCGAGGCAUCAUGAUUCUAUUCACACGUCAUACACGACAGCGGCAUACGGUAGUCACCAGAACGUACUCCUCAGGCUGGACACGUUAGGAAGACCACCAAGUUCCACUGGAUCCUACGCUACUAUUGCAAGUUUACACAAGUUUCCUUUCGGCAGUCGACGGUCACCAUCACCGUAUGCGACCACGCAUAUAGGAGAGCAUGUCUACGCGAAACCUGAGUCCAGAGUGUCAUAUUACGCUGCUUCUAAUCUCACGCAUGUUUCUCAACAAACAUUAACAAAAGACCGCAUAACCGACCCAGCGGAACAGCUCCGUCUACUCACGACCCCUCGGUCAAACAUCAGAUUGGAGAUACUGGUUCACGAGGGGACCUUCGGAAGGGUCUACAAGGGAGUCUUCAAGAGAGGCGACACCUAUGAGGAGGUCGUUGUGAAGACUGUUACAGAUGCGGCAUCAGCGAUGCAGGCCGCGUUGCUUGUGGCUGAAGGGUUGCGACUGUUCAGCUUGGUGCACACAAAUGUGCUCACGCCGAUGGCUGCGUGCGCUGAGGAGGCUCGCAAGCCACUUCUAGUUUAUUGCUGUCCUUCUCAUUCUUCGAAUCUUAAAAGGUUCCUAACAUCUUGUCGGCUAGGCCACCAAGCGGCCCCCGCGACAAGAGAGCUGGUAGACUUAGGAGCGCAGGUGGCGUGUGGCCUGGCUUACUUACAUGUGCAGAGGCUGGUUCACGCCGAUAUCGCUGCUAGGAACUGUGUGGUGGACGAGAAACUAAGGCUGAAGGUGACAGACAACGGUCUAUCAAGGGACCUAUUUCCUGAUGACUACCAUUGUCUGGGCGACAAUGAGAACAGACCUGUCAAAUGGAUGGCUCCAGAGACACUGCUGCAAAACCAGUACACCACGGCUUCUGAUGUGUGGUCAUUAGGAAUAACUCUCUGGGAGCUAGCAACUCUUGGAGCAUCACCACUAGCUGAGCUGGAUGCUGCUGAUGUAGGAGCGUUCCUGAGUGGGGGGUACCGACCUUCUCAACCGCAUAACUGUCCUGAUGAAUUGUACGGUUUAAUGUCCUGGUGCUGGACUCUCGCUUCUCCCGCCAGGCCGACAGCUCCUCAACUCCUCGCAGCGCUCCACGACUUCAGGCAAGCUCUCAGCACUUACAUAUAGAUCUAGAACAAUCUACCAAAUUAUAGGGCCAUUGUCUUUUUGAGUCCAGAAUAUUUUUUU